CCGCCGGCCGGGACGAAGGGCAAGACGGUGGCCGAGAAGGCACGGGUCGGCGGACGGUGGCCGAAGAGGUCGGGCAUGGAGCACUUGGAGCGCUGCGCGUGGGUCCUCAGGGGAACACUGGUGCGGGCGGCUGUGCGGCGAUACCUGCCCUGGGCCCUGGCAGCCUCCAUGCUGGCGGGCUCCCUCCUCAAGGAACUCUCACCGCUGCCCGAGAGCUAUCUCAGCAACAAACGCAACGUCCUCAACGUGUAUUUUGUCAAAGUGGCCUGGGCCUGGACCUUCUGUCUCCUCCUGCCUUUCAUCGCCCUCACCAACUACCACCUGACAGGCAAGGCUGGCCUGGUCCUGCGGCGGCUGAGCACCCUGCUCGUGGGCACGGCCAUCUGGUACGUGUGCACAGCCAUCUUCUCCAACGUGGAGCACUACACGGGCAGCUGCUACCAGUCGCCAGCCCUGGAGGGGGUGAGAAACGAGCCCCUGAGUAAGCAGCAGUGCCACGGGCAAGGAGGCUUCUGGCACGGCUUUGACAUCUCCGGCCACUCCUUCCUGCUGACCUUCUGCGCCCUCAUGAUUGUGGAGGAGAUGGCCGUGCUGCACGAGGUGAAGACGGACCGAAGCCACUGCCUCCACGUGGCCAUCACCGCCCUGGUGGUCGCCCUGGGCUUCCUGACCUUCAUCUGGGUGUGGAUGUUCCUGUGCACGGCCGUUUACUUCCACAACUUGUCCCAGAAAGUGUUUGGCACCCUGUUCGGGCUACUGGGCUGGUACGGGACAUACGGGUUCUGGUAUCUGAAAUCCUUUUCCCCCGGCCUUCCUCCCCAGAGCUGUAGUUCGAACUUGAAGCAAGACAGUUAUAAGAGAUAAAAGAGGCGCACAAGGGAUGACAGCAGGACAGUGGCUAAUAGAUCUUUCCAUUUUUCUUCGUUACAGGACUAAAUUAUUGAUCCUGCUUCCGUGAGGAAGCUUACCAGGCAGUUUUGGUGGGCGGCGGGGGCGUCUGGGGAGCGAGGUCAGGCCCCCGACUGUUCUUGGUGACAUUACCCUGUGUCACAAGCACCGCCGUUCCCAGUCAGGCACUUUGCGUCCCCGGCAAGACUUGACCUUAAUCUGGAACAUCCUUUUUGUCCCUAGAGGGCCAAGCUCGGGCUCAGCGGGAGGACAGAAUCAGGAAAGCCUCUAUUGUGGGCUGAAGGGGGCGGCCAGGGCCUCAGGACUCUGCCGCCACCAGACUCUCCCUGAUUCUUGUCUUCUCCGUUAAUGGCUGUUAAAGCUGUAGUUUAACAGUAUUUCCCUCUGAUCAGUUCUGCACAAGCAUUUGUUUCCAGCAGGAUCCUUUAUAAAACAGCCAACCGCCUGAAAGACUCACUCUGGUUGUACUAUUUGUUUCAUUUGUGGAAUGUCAAAUAUUGCAACUGGCUUGUGAUUAGCUACCCAAACAGUUAAACUGGAGUGCCUCUGCGACGGAGUAUUGGAUAAUUUUUUAUGUAAUGAACACUGAUAAUUUCCUGUCUAUGUUGUUUAUUAUCUGUCGGUUUCUGGAGCAAUAAGGUUACUACCCUCCCCCUUCUAUUUUGAGUGAAUGCUCUAUGGUUUUUAAUGACAACUGUGGCAUUUGUUCUUUGUUGACAAAACUCCUGAAAAAAACUCACAACUCCAGUGCUGCAUUUUGGCACAUGUGUAGAUUGCUCUGAGGGUUUUUUAGAACACUAAUUUACCCUUUUUUUUAAUAAACCGAACUCUUGGCUUAUGGUAUUUAAUUCAAGCUCAUAGGGCUGUUUUCUCUGUUAAGUAUAAAGCCGGAAAGCGGACAUUUUAAUAACUUGAUGAAUUUUAAGCUGAGUCAGAGUAAUUUUGCACAAUGCAUAUUUGCACUGAAACUGUCCUGACCACAUGUCAGUGGUGUAGAUGGAACAAUUCUUCAGAGUCAUAUGGGAAUAAGUCUUCUGUCCGUUGCUGUAGCCCAAGGUGCUUUUACCUCCUGGGCAAGAUUGCGAGAAGGAAGUCCGAAGUGGAGGAAAAUAUCCUUGCUUCUGAUGGCAAGAAGCCAGCCUGUUGGCAAAAGUGCCCCUGUUAAGUGGUGGCCUGACUUUGGCCCCACCCUCCUCUUCCUUGGCCCACCACCAGAACCCAACCACACUUGUGCGUGUUCACCUGGCCUUGAACUCCACCUCUUCCUUCCCCUUUGCAACAUUUGUCCAUUUCCAGCCUUGGCCUUGUGUGGCCCUCGCCGUGAGUGUGCCUGUCCCCUCCACCCCACGAAGGCCCAGUUACCGCUCUGAGAUAAGGUACUCCUUGCCCCUUUCUGGCUGUCUCCUUACACCUUUCAAGCCCAGCCCCUUGCAUUUUGGAUAAUCAUCCUGGAAGCUUCUUUGAUGCCCCUCCUACCCCCAGCCAAGGCUGGUAAUGGCAUUAACUGAUAAGCACUACAUUUGACUGGCUUAACUCAAGCUUAGGUUGUUAGAAGCUUGAGGUCUCGAAAAUCUUGAGUGUAAAUUGUAUUGCGUGUAAAGAUGUACUUAAAAUCUGUAGUUCAUAUCCCAUCCCCACAGGUUAACCUGUGCCCAUCAAAAUGUAAGGUGUGAUGAUGUCGUACCCAAAGAUGGCAGAAACACCUGGCAGUGAGGUUUUAGCCGUGUCACCAUGGUGCUCGGGGAGCGUUGGCAAGAUGUGAUGAGCCCCAGGAGACUUGUUCAGCCCUCAGGAUUUUAGGUCCAUAAACAGGGUGGAGUCAGGGUGGGGUGGGUGCAGGGGCUUGUUGAAGGGAUUGAGAGCUCUCCUGAGUUUCAGGUUCAGCACCGGAAGGCCACAGGCUCAAGGUGACCCAGAACUUCAUUUGCCACACUUAAGUCUGCAGACGCUUCUGCAGAUCCGAUUCAGGCUCGGCAUUAAAUUAUCCUGUGGAAAGCAUCCAUUACCGAAUCUUACGUAUUGAUUAGUCUUCUGCCACUUCCCGUUCAGUCUUAGCACCUUUGCCCGACUCCUGGGAACAUGCUCUCAGUCUCUACGUGAGACAGCAUGGCACGGCUGAAAGGGUUGAGGUUUAGGCAAACGAGAGAUGUGGGUCCAAGUCUUGUCACCAGGACUGGGCGCUCUCUGACUCUGGGCAAGCCUCAGUUUCCCGUCUGUAAAAAGGAGAUGGUUCUGUCAGGAUUAAGGGAAGUGACACAUGUCAGAUGCCCGGCACUUGUGCUGCAGGUAAUAAUCCUGCCUCCCUUUUCCUCACUAAGCCUUAGAGCUUCUAGGCUCCUCCAGAGAAGGCAGGGAGACGAACAUCUUUUGAGCGUCAUUUGGGGUGGGGUGGGGUCCUGCUGAAAUAGCCUUGUGUUGUCUUUGAAAGGUGUCUGUUCCCCAGGUGCUGAACAAGAGGCUUUUGAGGGCAUCUGUGAUCACAGGUACGGCCGUGCUUGUUCUGCCUUUCUGUGUUGAGGUUCAUUCAGCGGCACCUCAUUUUCCACGUGCAUCUGUCAUCGUCUGAGUACCAGAUUGUAUUUAGAGACUGGCUCUUGCCACUGUUAUGUACACAUAUGGAGCGUGUGUGUAAACAGGCAAACUAAGUAAACUGGAGAUAAUGAAAUCCCA
Molecule: messenger RNA, 3579 nt
Organism: Phacochoerus africanus (Common warthog)
Lineage: Eukaryota; Metazoa; Chordata; Mammalia; Artiodactyla; Suidae
Gene: FITM2
Product: fat storage inducing transmembrane protein 2
Exons: 2
Coding region: 76-864 (262 amino acids)
Biological process (GO): lipid storage; phospholipid biosynthetic process; lipid droplet organization
Cellular component (GO): endoplasmic reticulum membrane
Source: RefSeq, a predicted model, not a curated record